Didymodactylos carnosus is the source of this 600-nucleotide messenger RNA. Lineage: Eukaryota; Metazoa; Rotifera; Eurotatoria; Philodinida; Philodinidae. The record is from the annotation of a GenBank genome assembly.
AUGAAACAAAAGCUUAUAAUUCACAAUCAAACUGAUAAUGAUAUUCAUAUAGAAAUAAAAUAUUCCGACGAUACAAAAAAGAAAAAUACUUUAUUUUAUGUUCCAACUGAAAGACUUUUAACACAAGCACAAAAUAAUACUGAAAUCGAGGUGUCAUGGACAAUUGUACUAAUGUUGAGAGUCAAAAACGACAAUUGUGAUUUUGAGACUCUCAACAUUAAUACUAUUGUCCGAGGUAUGGAAAUCGAUAUUUUGUACUGUUCACCUAGUGCAGCUGGAGAAAACGAAUGUGAUUUGAAUAUCAUUUUACUCGAACAUAAAAUACAAACAAUAUUUAAAGUUUUGGGAAAAAGUCAUACAAUACAAAAAUCGAUUGAUCUCAAAAAUCUACUAGCUUGUCCAUUGCGUAUUAAAGCACAAUUACAGCAGAAGGCAACAAUAAAUUCAGAACUAACAAUUGAUUCAGACGAAUUAAAUUUGAAACCAACAUCAAUUGCAAAAUUUUAUUUACCAUUAAAACCAGGAAGUGAAAUCCAUGAUGUUGAUGUAUGUCCUGUCAUUGAUUCAGCAAAAAAUUUAAAAUGGCUGAAAGUCGACUAA